This is a messenger RNA of Neltuma alba, 1092 nucleotides long. RefSeq names its product transcription factor bHLH84-like. Lineage: Eukaryota; Viridiplantae; Streptophyta; Magnoliopsida; Fabales; Fabaceae. The record is from RefSeq and is a predicted model, not a curated record. Gene Ontology annotation, molecular function: DNA-binding transcription factor activity; protein dimerization activity. The transcript is spliced from 5 exons. Gene Ontology annotation, biological process: regulation of DNA-templated transcription. The coding region runs from base 1 to 1092 and encodes 363 amino acids.
AUGGAGGCUUCUGGGAGGAUUUCCGAAGAGUGGAGUUCUCUUAGUGGAUUGUACACAGCUGAGGAAGCUGAUUUUAUGAAUCAACUGCUUGGUAACAACUGUUCAGUCCCGGAAGAGAUACUAUAUGAAAAUUCAACUUUGGGAUUUCCAUGUGCGUUUUGGCCUGGACAUGAAUCAACAGUUGUGAGCGUCACGGGCAUCAAUAACAACACUUCAUAUUUUCCUUCCAAUGAUGCUGAUGCUAAUGCUAAUGCCAAUUUCUUCAGUUUCUCACAAGGAAGUAGCUCCAGUACUGAUAUUGGUGUUAGAUACCGCCCUAAUGAUCCAUCCAUCAAUUUUGAUUCUGUGUCCAUGGGUUUUUCUUUGGGGGAUGCCAAAAUUUUCCCAUACAGUGUUCAAAGCCAUGACCAUUUGAGCCAUCAGAUCAAUGAAAAUACUCAUGAAGAGUCAGUUGUUGACCCAGUUAAGAGGGUUCUUGCGGUUGCUGACAAGAAUUUUCAGGCUAAUAGGGAAUGUGAAGAACUAGUUUCUUCUGAACCAGCUGAAAAGGGUAAAAACACCAAUCUAGAGAAGUCAGAGAAAAGAUCUAGGAGCUCUUGGGAGGUACAGAAGAACAAGAGGAAUGUUAAAUCAAAGAAGAACACAAAAUCUGAAUGUAUAAGCAAAAAUGAAGAGGAUAGGAGCUUGCAGAGGCAGAGCUCGAGCAGUGGCUGCUCAGAGGAUGAUUCCAAUGCUUCUCAGGAGCUAAAUGUGGGGUCCACUUCAAGUUUCAGUCCUAAAGAUUCUGCAUCUCUCAAGUCUAAUGGCAAAUCAAUGCCUGCUAAAAGUCCUGCCGCUGAUCCACAGAGCGUAUAUGCGAGAAGAAGAAGAGAAAGAAUAAACGAAAGGUUGAGAAUCCUACAAAACCUUGUCCCCAAUGGAACUAAGGUGGAUAUAAGCACCAUGCUUGAGGAAGCAGUUCAAUAUGUGAAGUUCUUACAGCUUCAAAUAAAGCUUCUCAGCUCUGACGAUCUGUGGAUGUACGCUCCUAUUGCUUACAAUGGAUUGAACAUUGGCCUAGAUCUUAACAUCACACCUACCAAACAACCAUAG